Neltuma alba is the source of this 1488-nucleotide messenger RNA. Its product is annotated as phenolic glucoside malonyltransferase 1-like. Bases 1 to 1488 code for a protein of 495 amino acids. The transcript has 2 exons. The record is from RefSeq and is a predicted model, not a curated record. NCBI's taxonomy places the organism in Eukaryota, Viridiplantae, Streptophyta, Magnoliopsida, Fabales, Fabaceae.
AUGUCCGUGCAAUCUGCGUGGCAGCUUUGUUCAUUGGAAAUUGCUGCACUGAACUUGGGCAAUCAUAUAGGGAAAUGGAGACACCUUGUCUUUCGGGUAAAUUUGCCCAUAUGGACUAAACGCUCUCUGAAAAUACACGAGCUCUGUAGAAUAGCUCCGCCACCAUCUUCACCAAAAUCCUCUUUCUCUCUCACCUUCUUCGACUUGCUUUGGCUCAGAUUUCAUCCUGUCGAGCGUCUCUUCUUCUUCUCGGCUCCUCACUUAAACCCUUCUUUCUUCUUCGAUUCCAUCGUUCCAAAGCUCAAACUCUCCCUCUCUCUCACUCUGCAACACUUUCUUCCUCUCGCCGGUAGCAUCGUUUGGCCCUCCGACUCGCCCAAACCCAUCGUUCAAUACACUCCCGGAGAUGCCGUCUCUCUCACCAUAGCUGUUUCUGAUUCUGAUUUCAACCAUGUCUUAAACAAAUCCCCUCGUGACGCCUCGCAAUCUCGUGCUUUUGUUCCCAUGUUGGAUUCUUCUGAUACAUUUGCUUCGGCUAUUUCUCUGCAAAUCACUCUGUUUCCCAACGAUGGAUUUUGCAUAGGAAUCAGCGUACACCAUGCUUGUUCAGAUGGGAAAUCAUCGUCUAUGUUCAUGAAGGCCUGGGCUUAUCUCUGUCGAACAGAAGCAGAGAACGAUUCUUCUGGUUUGCUCCCUCAAGAACUACAACCAUCCUUAGACAGGGAAGUUAUAGUCGAUCCAUGUGGCAUUGAAGGUGCAUACAUCAAAGGGUGGUCAGGUUUAGAUCCAACUCAGAAGAAGCCAAGCUUGAAGAUUUUGUCCGACAUGUUCUCUCCGAAAGUGGAAGACUCAGCUCGAGCCACGUUCGAGCUCAAGCGUGGAGAUUUAGACAAGAUAAAGGAAAGGGUAUUGCAGAAAUGGGAAAAUCACAAGGAGAAAGAUGAAGGAGAAGAUUCAUCAUUUUCAAAGCCUCAAACUUCAUCAACCUUUGUGCUUACAGCUGCUUACGUAUGGAUCUGCUUCGCAAAAGCUAAGGAAAGGACCGAACAAAAGAAAACUAAAGUGUUCCUGGGUUUCGUAGUGGAUUGCAGAACCAGGUUAGAUCCUCCAAUCUCUGAAAACUACUUCGGCAAUUGUGUGAUGUCUCAUAUGAUAGAAACACAACCAGAAGACUUGACAGAAGAUGGGGUUGUCAUCGCUGCUAAGAAGAUACACAGAAAGAUAAGGAAAAUACAGAAAGAGAAAGGAGCGCUUGAUGGAGCAGAGACGUUGUUUUCUAACGUAGCGUUUUUAAAAUUUCACGGUCACCAGCGACGGAGCUUCUCGGAGGCGACCACGGACGGACCUUCUUGUCGAGACGAGCAAAGACAGAGCAAGUGGGGGCUCGGGUUGAAGAAGCCGGACUCUGCUCACGGGGGAAUAGGGAGAACGCACAUGAAUGGAGAGAAAAGUAAAAGGAAUAUAUUCCUUUGUCAGAACGGUCCAUAA